AUGAAAACAAUGCUGAAGACUCUACCGGGUGGUGGUCUGGACGCCUCUGCUGGGAAGGCUAGGCCCGAGCAGCUCAUCUUGCCUUACGAUCCCUCGUUCCUGCCUGAUAGCCUCCCUGGGCUUAUCCUUGACCUCUCGAGCUUCAAUGCAUUGACUGAGGUCGACCAGAGCGCAUCGACCUUUUUCAAUUGGCCAAAGACACCCAAUUUGAGUCAGUCGGUCGUCUCGCAAAACACAAGUCUGCAAUUGAGCCUGCCAUCCGAUGACAAUUACGCAGGAGGCUUGGGGGGCUUCGCCUCGGAUACCGAUACUGUUGGGGAUGGUCCGAGGUGCAUUGCUUCGGAAAGGAUCAGACCUUUUCCGCUCGACGAAGAGAUGGGUGUGAUUCUUCAAGCUGAUUUCGAGUUCGACGAGGACGGAAACAUUGUUGAGCUGGGAGCAACUCCCCAAGUUGGGAGUAUAUUACACAGUGUUGCUCACAGCCACCACGAAAGGGGGAUCGCGAGUGAUUUUGGGGUCUGUGCUGAAGAAGAUAUCAUCAUAGAUGAUCAGAUCAACAUGAUCGAGGACGGUCUCGGAUUAGGCGAGAAACCCGAGCAGAUUACCCGAGGUGCUGGUCAUUUGCCGGCCAGAUCAACACCUUUUCCCGACAUGGUUCUAGAUGACGAGGCUGCCCCAGAAGCACAUGCAGUGUCAAUGGCUCAGAAGCAAAGAGCCCCGAAGGUUAUACAAGCGGAUGACCAGAUCGGGCUAAGAAACAGUGAACUAGCUCACCUGAACCAGAACUUUGUGGAACUUAUGGCGAUAGCCUCGAAGCAAAAGUCGAAGAACAAACUUCCUACACUAUCGAAGAAGAACGCAGCCUUCUGGGUAUAUGGUCAGGGAAUUGGCUCUGUUGGGAAGGGAGUAGGCAAGUCUCAUGCGAAGCAUCCAUUGCAUCUCUUCUCAGGAGAGCAACUUUACAACACUCUUACAGCGACUGCUGCCAGUCUGAGUCCUAAGCGUGUUCACGACUCCAUAGAAGAUGAGGAACAAGAACAUACCGGAAGACGCGUACGAGCUAGGAAUAAUGGCCAGCCAGCUGAUCAAACGGAGUUUCCCAACAAUGAUGAUCUUUGGAACCAGGAUGUUGAGAUGGGUCGCCAUGCCUCGUCAGUACUCCAUGAUGAAGGCUCCUUUCAGAUGCCCUGGAAUAUUACAGCCUCUAUACAUAGCUCUCGACAGGGAUCCAUUGCUCGCAACAUCCUCCCCGGUAUUGGAAGUGUUAGUGACUUUUCAUCACACGGCUUCUCUGACACAGGUCUUUUAAGGCCACGCAGCCGCAUUACAAGCUCGAGCCCUCUUGCUGGACGUGGCUUUCCAUUCGAUAUCGAAGCACUUGACAACCUGCAGCUCCCUGGUCACGAGCUGGAGGAUGUAAACAUGUUUGAGGACUUUGACAUCUCGCAAUACCUGCACACAGAACCGGAAGCAGACCACGGUGGAGUCGCCCGUAACAACGCAGUCGAAGCUAUCGCGGCCGAACCUGGGCAUGCUUCUGCCAGCCUCCCAACCCACGGGGAUGACUCGCAGAGAUCCACUCUCGACCAGGAAAGUCUGAACUUCCUCGACUUCCUCAUCGCUAAGAUUGCAGCAUUGGCUCGUACAGAUGAGAGAGAUGGCCAGGACUUGAUGCGCCCAUCCUCAAGUCAUUUUAGUGGUAUCAAGCAAACAAUGCACUUUUCUUCCCUUCUUCCCCCCGCCAAGACAUCUCGCAUUGUGGCUACCCAAGGUCUAAUGCACAUCCUCGCCCUGGCUACCAAAGGCCUGCUCACGGUCCAUCAAGAUGAGGCACAGUAUCUAGGUGGUGACAAGUAUGGCGAACUCUACCUGUAUGGCGAGAUUUAUCUCAGUUUGCCAGAGAUCUGA
This is a messenger RNA of Aspergillus aculeatus ATCC 16872, 1908 nucleotides long. Its product is annotated as Rad21/Rec8 N terminal domain protein. NCBI's taxonomy places the organism in Eukaryota, Fungi, Ascomycota, Eurotiomycetes, Eurotiales, Aspergillaceae. The coding region runs from base 1 to 1908 and encodes 635 amino acids. The record is from RefSeq and is a predicted model, not a curated record. The transcript has 4 exons.